Molecule: messenger RNA, 1602 nt
Organism: Penicillium expansum
Lineage: Eukaryota; Fungi; Ascomycota; Eurotiomycetes; Eurotiales; Aspergillaceae
Product: putative MFS transporter
Exons: 7
Coding region: 1-1602 (533 amino acids)
Biological process (GO): transmembrane transport
Cellular component (GO): membrane
Molecular function (GO): transmembrane transporter activity
Source: RefSeq, a predicted model, not a curated record
AUGGCCGAGAUUGGUCAGGGCCCGAUAGGCAAAACCAAAGCCAGCGAUGAGGAAAACUACAACUCCAAAGUGCCAGUAGAAAUCACACAGGGAGGCCUUGCCAGCGUCACUGCUCCCCAUGAGUCCUAUGAGGGAUACCAUCGGUUUGACCCGUCCGCUACUUGGACCGCUAAAGAGGAGAAAGAUGUUGUGUUCAAGACGGACUUGAUGCUGUUGUCAUUCAUUUGUCUUAUGUUCUUUGGUCUCCAACUAGACCGUGGAAAUCUAUCGAAUGCCGUCACGGACAACUUCCUCGUUGAUUUGGGAAUGACAAGCAACGAUUACAACAAUGGUACGACUAUCCAAUUGCUCGCUUUCUUAUCGAUGGAAAUUCCGGUGCAGAUCCUCAUCAAGCGCUAUGGCUUCAAUCGAAUCCUUCCUUUCAUGAUGAUCGGCUGGAGCUUGGUGUCAUGGACGCAAGCCUGGAUCACAAAUCGUGCUACGUUUUACAUCACCCGCGCUUUGAUCGGCGCCUUUGAAGGUGGUUUCAUUCCAGGAACGAUUUUGUUUGCGACUUAUUUCUAUAAAACACGCGAACUCUCCGUGCGCCUGGCAUUCUUUUGGUCGACACUCAACGUUGCCCGCAUUAUCUCUUCCCUUCUCGCGGCAGGUAUUCUCAAGAUGCGAGGAGUCCAUGGACACACUGGCUGGUUCUGGUUGUUCCUGAUCGAAGGACUGCUCACCUUCCUGAUCGGCGUUGUGGCCUUGCUCUAUCUGCCCAAAUCUUCAACAAACACCAAAAGCGUUCUCGUCCGCACACCCUGGUACACGGAACGCCAGGAGGUUAUCAUGGUUAACCGUCUCCUCCGCGACGACCCCUCGAAGGGUCUCACUAAUAUUCAAGAAAGUGCCACUUUCAAAGACCUUCUCGAUGCCUGGAGUGACAAAUCGAUGUGGGGCCUCUACUUGGUCGGCCUCGUUGCAUACAUCCCGCAGGGCCCAGUCCAAGCCUACCUCUCUCUGACCCUCAAACGCCUUGGAUUCUCAACCUUUGAUUCAAACAUGCUUUCGAUCCCCUCGGCCGCGCUGCAGAUCAUCCUCAUGCUUGCCCUCUGUAAGAGCAGCGAGAUUUUCCAAGAGCGUACCUUCCACUGCCUCUUCGGCGAGCUGUGGUCUCUGCCUCUGCUGGCAGCAUUGAUCGCCCUGCCAAACGGCGGCUACAACUGGCCACGCUUCACGAUCACCACCCUGAUCUCAGGAUACCCGUAUUUCCACCCGAUCGUGUCGGCAUGGAUCUCCGAGAACACAUUCGAUGUCAAGAAGAGAGCCCUCACCGCAGCGACGUAUAAUGUUAUCGUGCAGAUUGGAUCUGUGAUCUCGUCCCAAAUCUACCGUAAAAACGACUCUCCAUACUAUCAUACCGGAAACAAAAUCCUCAUUUCGUUAUGUGCGUUAUCGCUAGUUAUCUUCAUCAUCCAGCGUGAGUUCCUACGCUAUUUGAACCGCCAAAAGGAGACGAAGUGGAAUGCUAUGUCACUCGAGGAGCAAGAGUUGUACCAAGCCGAUCAAGUCGCCAGAGAAAAGGAGGGCAACAAACGGCUAGACUUCCGCUUUUCGUACUAG